AUAGAAGUGAACGAUACUCCCCUCCCCUUGCCCAUCAAUCUUAUAUCACACUUAAUAACUCUCAUCAUUCAUUAAUCUAUCAGUCUCAGAAUUGCAUUUUCUACCAGAACAUUCUAGAACAACUAGAAAAAUGCAGUGGCAUUGCCUUUCACUAUCCUCUUCUACUCAUCUCCCUUCUUCCUCCAUUGCUAUUCCAUCUCCCAUUUCUCUCUCAUCUUCUUCUCCCCAUCUUCGUUACUCCCCUUUUUCAUCUCACCAUUCCAUCAAUUUCAAUCCACUCAGAUUGUCGCUGAAUCAUCAGAUUUUUCUGCAUACUUACAGAAGAAAUCGAUCAUCAAUGGCUGUUUAUAAUUCUUAUUCUGCUGUUCUCUCCCCGCGAAUUCUUCCUUGGAUUUCUGCUGUUUCUACUGCGAUUCUCAUGCUUGUGAAGGGCACUGCAAUAAAUAGAUCCUUUCUUGUGCCAUUUUUUGCUUUACAGGCGCCGGCAACUGUCAUCUCAUGGAUGCAGGGAGAAUAUGGUGCUUGGUCUGCUUUUGUUGCCCUUCUUGUUCGCCUAUUCUUCUUCAUACCAGGUGAACUUGAACUUCCUUUCCUCACACUGGUUUUGGUAAUUGUUGCUCCACAUCGAGCAUUAAAUCUAAGAGGGACUCAGGCUGGGGCCAUAAUAUCUCUAGUCAUUGCUGUCUAUUUGGCGUUCCAGCAUUUUACAAGGGCUGGAAGUUUACGGAAAUCAUUUGAUCAAAAUUCGAUUCUUGCUACUAUAGGCAUCAUCUGCAUUACUAUAGUGCCAUGCUUACUGUUGAUUUGAUUCCGAAGGUAGAUCAAAAUUUGCCGACUUCAUGUAUUAGAAAUUUUAUUGAAUGUGAUAGUUUGGAAAUUUACUUUUGACCUUCUGUAGCUCUUCUGUAUAUAUCAGACGGAUUAUAUUGUGAACGUUCUCACCAUAGUAUCUUGUUCAAUAAAUGUUAUUUUUCUCCUGUUACUGCGUUUAAGAUUUGUUUCAUUUUCUAAUGGUGAACCAUUUCAUCCUGUA
Molecule: messenger RNA, 1033 nt
Organism: Amaranthus tricolor (Joseph's coat)
Lineage: Eukaryota; Viridiplantae; Streptophyta; Magnoliopsida; Caryophyllales; Amaranthaceae
Product: cold-regulated 413 inner membrane protein 2, chloroplastic-like
Exons: 6
Coding region: 131-808 (225 amino acids)
Cellular component (GO): membrane
Source: RefSeq, a predicted model, not a curated record